This is a messenger RNA of Stegodyphus dumicola, 710 nucleotides long. RefSeq lists its product as uncharacterized. NCBI's taxonomy places the organism in Eukaryota, Metazoa, Arthropoda, Arachnida, Araneae, Eresidae. The record is from RefSeq and is a predicted model, not a curated record.
CUUAAUAUUUUCACGGAUUGCAACAAAUUUGUUGUCAUAAUAUUCGAAGCAAUAUGUUGUGGCUCGUUGUGUCCGCGCUAUUCGUCGGUCUUGUUAACGGUCAUGCAAGUCUAGAUGAGCCUCCCGGACGGUCAACUAUGUGGCGGUAUGGUUUUGAUACCCCCGUGAAUGACGAAGAUAUGGAAUUAUUUUGUGGAGGGAUAACAAGACUCUGGAAGAUCAAUAAAGGAAAGUGUGGUAUUUGCGGAGAUGCAUGGGAUCUUCCAGAACCUCGACCCAACGAGGAUGGAGGUAAAUAUGGAAACGGAAUAGUUGUGAGGACCUACAAAGAAGGCCAAGAGUUUACCGCCAGAAUCAAUAUCAUUGCUAACCACAGAGGUUACUUCGAAUUCAAGCUUUGUCCAGUUCGGCCUGGUGUGAAAGUUGAUCAAGACUGUUUGGACAAGCACCCUGUUCCACUCGCCGACGGUUCUGGUAAUCGUUAUAUACUGCGUAACGCGAAAGGAUUUCUUGAUAUUCAACUUAAGUUGCCCAAAGGAUUGAAAUGUGAGAGAUGUGUAUUACAGUGGCACUGGAAAGCAGGUAAAAAAAAACUGUUUGCUCAAAGUUUGAAAAUUACGACCAAGUAUGUCUGUUGUUAUAAUAAGCCGCUAAGUAACUGUACUAAUCUUUAUUCAUUAGGUGACGUUUUUUAAAUUAUUAACUAAGAU